CCCACCCUGUGCCUUAGGAUGCAGAAACACACGCACCAGCUGUCGCUUCAAGGCACAUAAAGCUGGAGGAGCCUGUGGGGCCAAGGCCGCAGUGCCCUCUGGAGGGCUUCCACCCAACACACUCCGCCCAGCACAGAGGCAUUUGCUCGGGAUCAAAGUCCUACCACAAGAGGCCGCGCAGAGACUGGACAGCCCGGGGCCUGGCAACAGCCGGGCUCAGAGCCACCCCACCAUGGACGCCCUGGUGCGCCUCCUGCAGCUGCUGGUGCUGCUGCUGACCCUGCCACUGCACUUGAUGGCUCUGCUCGGCUGCUGGCAGCCGCUCUGCAAAAGCUACUUCCCCUACCUCAUGGCUGUGCUGGCUGACAAGACCAACCGCAGGAUGGAGAGCAAGAAACGGGAGCUAUUCAGUCAGAUAAAGAAAAUCAAGGGGGCCUCUGGGAAGGUAGCCUUGCUGGAGCUGGGCUGUGGCACAGGUGCCAAUUUCCAGUUCUACCCUCCUGGCUGCAAAGUCACCUGCCUGGAUCCGAACCCCAAGUUCGAGAAGUUCCUGAUGAAGAGCAUGGCCGCGAACAAGCACCUGCAGUAUGAGCGGUUCGUGGUGGCUCCGGGGGAAGACAUGCACGAGGUGGCCGACAACUCCAUGGAUGUGGUGGUCUGCACACUGGUGCUGUGCUCUGUGCAGAGCCCAAAGAAGGUCCUGCAGGAGGUGCGGAGGGUGCUGAGACCGGGUGGCGUGCUGUUUUUCUUGGAGCAUGUGGCUGAGCCGCGGGGCAGCUGGGCCCUGAUGUGGCAGCAGGUCCUGGAGCCCACCUGGAAGCACAUCGGGGACGGCUGCUUUCUCACCAGAGAGACCUGGAAGGACCUGGAGAAGGCCCAGUUCUCCAACGUCCAAAUGGAGCGACAACCGCCUCCCAUAAAGUGGCUGCCCGUGGGGCCCCACAUCAUGGGCAAGGCUGUGAAAUAAGCUUCCUCCAAAGCACCUCGCCCAUCCCCAGCCCAAGCCACCUUCUAUGAUAGGGAUCUGCUGCAAGAAUGAGACCCCACAAACACCCUCGUUCCUCUUCCCCUCACCCC
This is a messenger RNA of Ochotona princeps (American pika), 1077 nucleotides long. RefSeq names its product thiol methyltransferase 1B (gene TMT1B). Bases 233 to 967 code for a protein of 244 amino acids. Lineage: Eukaryota; Metazoa; Chordata; Mammalia; Lagomorpha; Ochotonidae. Gene Ontology annotation, molecular function: S-adenosylmethionine-dependent methyltransferase activity. The record is from RefSeq and is a predicted model, not a curated record. The transcript is spliced from 2 exons.